Messenger RNA from Chelmon rostratus (copperband butterflyfish), 1197 nucleotides. It is a transcript of the gene cdc42se2, whose product is annotated as CDC42 small effector 2. The record is from RefSeq and is a predicted model, not a curated record. Gene Ontology annotation, biological process: regulation of Rho protein signal transduction. Gene Ontology annotation, molecular function: small GTPase binding. Lineage: Eukaryota; Metazoa; Chordata; Actinopteri; Chaetodontiformes; Chaetodontidae. Gene Ontology annotation, cellular component: plasma membrane. Bases 283 to 513 code for a protein of 76 amino acids. The transcript has 5 exons.
AUCGGCGAGGUCAGUUCCUGGUUUUUUUGCAUUCUUUAGCGUUCAGUCGAUCGUUGGUUUUUUACUCAGGCAAACCGGCCGCAAUCUGACAGGAGUGUGCUGCCCUGUGUUGGGAGAACAGCCCUUGUGCCAACGGUUUAACCAGGAUAAACCAGUGGUCUGCGUCAGUCAUCGGUUUCCGGCGUGUGUUCGUGGCUCUGGUGACACUGAACAGGAAGACAGACGCAGAAAGACGUCUGAAUUGAGAGAGGAAACUGCUGUGGCUUCUCCGUCAGCCUCAGAAUGACUGAGUUCUGGGUUUGCUUCAGCUGCUGCAUUGCAGAGCAGCCACAGCCUAAACGGCGGCGACGGAUCGAUCGCUCCAUGAUUGGGGAGCCAACGAACUUUGUUCACACCACACAUGUAGGCUCAGGAGACAUGGGCCUGGGAUUGGCAUCAGUGGACCUUGUUCAGGCCCAGAUGAAAUCUAAAGGGGGCUACGCGCAUGGAGGGUCUGAAGGUUCCCAGUUGUAACAAGCCCCUCACAGUCUUGUGGAAACUACUGUUGUUGAUAUGAGGAAGCAUUUUCAAAAAGCAGUUCUGUCUGUAAUGGACACAGGACCAAAAGAUGAAACUACUGCUUUUCCAUAAUGUUGUAUAUAUUUUUAUUUUCCAUUACUUUUUUUUUUUAAUGAAAGCACUGCUAGGCUAUCCAUUUGCUGCCAUACUGUUGCACUGUAAAGAAUAACUGUUGAGUAGAUAAGAGGGUUUAGAAAGUUCAUAAUCUCAGACGUAUGCUUGUGUGUAUGCAUGAGGAAAAUAGUUUCAAAAAUAUUUGCUGUCGUAGCCCAUUUGGAUGCCUGUAUUUAUUAUCUGAUUUGUUAACGGACCUCAUGGUGGCUGGGCCACGCUGGAGAUUUGAAACAUUCACUUUGCUUCUUUAUUCUCAGAGGUUUAUCAAAGGACAGGUAGAGGUAGCAAGGCAAAAAGCGAUAUGUUCAUUGUUUUAUUCUGAGAAAUACUCAUGAUCCUUUGAGUUGCUUUCAGGGUUGAAGAGUGCUGUCUUGUAAUAAACUUGAAAUGAGUAGAGUACACUGGAUCAUACAUUGUACACUCACACUUGCUUAGGAAUUUCGCAUUGAUUUCAACUGUUUUUUUUUAUACUCAUUUAGAUUGAACCAUAUAGAAUUUUAAUAAACUAUGAACUUCCUAAUCUGC